Molecule: messenger RNA, 678 nt
Organism: Photinus pyralis (common eastern firefly)
Lineage: Eukaryota; Metazoa; Arthropoda; Insecta; Coleoptera; Lampyridae
Exons: 1
Coding region: 1-678 (225 amino acids)
Source: RefSeq, a predicted model, not a curated record
AUGCCAAAUACCGGAGGGGUCCGGGCAAGCAAAAGAAGGGUGAUGGCGUCGGCGGUCAUGUCCGGACUGUUGUAUGCGGCCGAGGCAUGGCAGGCGGCAACGAAGUGGGCGAGUGCGAUGGCCAUCAUGAACCGGGUGAUCAGGCUGCUGGCAGUCCGGAUAUGUAGCGCAUAUAGGACGGUGCAGGCCGACGACGUCAUGGUGGUGGCUGGGAUUCCCCCCGCGGAAGUACUCUGUAACGGCAGAGCGAACGGGUGGAGCGAGGCGAGGAGAACGGAGGAGUGGCAGUCACUUUGGCGGACGAGAGUGUCAUGGACGAAGACACUGAUACCGGACCUGACAGAAUGGAAGGAUAGAAGCCACGGGGAAGUGGAUUACCACCUCACGCAGCUGUUAACGGGGCACGGCGAAAACGGGGUGUUCCUUGCCAAGAUCGGCAAGAGAGUGGACGAAAGGUGCCGAGAUUGCGGACAGCGAGACCAUCAGGGGCACGCAGCGUUUGAGUGUCAGAGAUGGGCGGCGGAGAGGGCGGUGAUGGAAACCGAGGUGGGAGUGCGACUAGGGCCACACAACCUAAUAAGCACGAUGCUGCGAGACGAGGCGAGUUGGGGCGCGAUAGCGCGGUACUGGCGGGUAGUGUGUAGUGCGAGAGAGAGGGACUCGUGGAGUAGGACAUAG